AGUCGCGUUAAUCGAGUGGAGUGAACACGAUGUGGAAGUUGUCCUGUGUUGUGUUCUGUGCUGUGGCUGUGAACUGUAUGCCAGUGGUGAAGAGGAACGCACAGGAGUAUGCCAACAUCUCCGCCGUACAACGACUGCAGGAGUACCUAAGGAUAGACACUAGUGAUGGCAAAAAUUUGGAUGUGUCGACGGAGUUCUGGCAUCGGGAGGCCCUGGCGCUGGGUCUGGAGUUUAACGUGUACUCUCCAGCCGGCCUGCCCGUUGUGGUGAUGACGUGGAACGGCACCGAGCCGGAACUGCCCAGCAUCAUGCUCAACACCCACGCCGAUGUUGUUCCUGUCUAUGAGUCAGAAUGGACGUACCCGCCGUUUUCAGCGCACAUAGACGAGAACGGAGACAUGUACGCGCGCGGCACGCAGGACACCAAGAGUGUGGCGAUACAGUACAUCGAGGCCAUCAGAAGACUGAUAGAGAACGGGGUGACAGUGCGGAGGACUCUGCACGUCACUGUUAUGCCAGAUGAGGAGGUAGGGGGUGAUCGUGGCAUGCGAGCGUUCAUCAAGACCGACGAGUUCAAGUCCCUGAACGUCGGGUUCGUCAUGGACGAGGGUCUCGCCUCCCCCGACGACACGUUAUACGCCACUUAUGUGGACAAGAGACCUUGGCAAAUGGAAAUAACAAUCCAUGAAAACAGCGGUCAUCCAUCGAGCUUACCAGAAAAGGAUAUUGUUACAAAGCUGCAGACACUUUUAAAUAUGACGGCAAACUUCAGAAAGGAUCAAGUGGAAAUCAAGAAAGCGCUACAACCCUUGGACUUCGGUAGCUACGGCACUUUGAAUAUUAAUCGAAUUACGGGAGGCAUUGCCAACAACGUAAUUCCAAGUACCAUUACAGUAAUCGUAGACGUCAGACUAGCUAUGUCUACCACCGCGACGGAAGCUCAGCAAAUGGUAGACACGUGGACUCGAGCCCUCGGCAACGGAACUAAAGUAAAGUUCAUCAGGAAGAUCGACGAAUCCGUGCCCACCGCUAUUGAUGAUAGUAACCAGUACUGGGUCGCCAUCAAGGAUGCUGCUAAUGAUUUGGGACUAAAAAUUCUGCCCAUCGUCUGCCCAGCCACAUCAGAUAUGAUCUACGUGAGGAGUCUGGGUAUACCGGCGCUGGGCUUCGCGCCCAAAAUCCGCACCAUCAACCGCCUGCACGAUCAUGAUGAAUACCUCCCUGUCCCCGUGUUCCUGCAGGGCAUAGAUAUAUACGUCGCCAUACUGAUGAGGAUAGCGAAUUUACAAUAGACCUUUUACACUAAUGUUAGGUGCGCUAAAUGAAGUAUUUUUCUGUUCUUUAACAGAACUACGUUAAUAGAGACAAAGAAAAGUAAAAGUACCAACGUACAUAUUUGCCUCUAUUAAAGGUAGAUGUUAAAAAAUAUUUAAAAUAUCAGUUAAAGCCACCUGAACGUGU
This is a messenger RNA of Aricia agestis (brown argus), 1461 nucleotides long. Its product is annotated as aminoacylase-1-like. Gene Ontology annotation, biological process: amino acid metabolic process. The record is from RefSeq and is a predicted model, not a curated record. The transcript is spliced from 10 exons. The coding region runs from base 30 to 1292 and encodes 420 amino acids. Gene Ontology annotation, molecular function: aminoacylase activity. Gene Ontology annotation, cellular component: cytoplasm. Lineage: Eukaryota; Metazoa; Arthropoda; Insecta; Lepidoptera; Lycaenidae.